Ostreococcus lucimarinus CCE9901 is the source of this 186-nucleotide messenger RNA. RefSeq lists its product with no specific name. Lineage: Eukaryota; Viridiplantae; Chlorophyta; Mamiellophyceae; Mamiellales; Bathycoccaceae. The coding region runs from base 1 to 186 and encodes 61 amino acids. The record is from RefSeq and is a predicted model, not a curated record. The transcript has a single exon.
AUGACGACGACGCCGACGUCGCCGGAGGCGCUGGCGGAGGCGCUGCGGGACGGGGAUGCGAACAUGUCGACGGCGCAGCGACGGCGCGAGGCGGCGGCGAUGCGAGGCGCGUUUCCGGGCAAUCGACCGUGUCCGUGCGGGUCGAACAAAAAGUUUAAGCGCUGUUGCGGCGUGCCGACGAGCUAA